Messenger RNA from Aureobasidium vineae, 1563 nucleotides. The record is from the annotation of a GenBank genome assembly. NCBI's taxonomy places the organism in Eukaryota, Fungi, Ascomycota, Dothideomycetes, Dothideales, Saccotheciaceae.
AUGGCACGACACUCUAACCGAACAGACUCAUUCGUGACGGCAAACUCGAAUGAGAAACCGAAAAUCACUAAAUCAGCACUACCACGCAAUGUUAAGUGGAUUGAAGAUGUCUCAUGGGACUCAAGCCUGCAGCCCAAAGACUACGAGAUCCAGGGCACUCACCCAGACUCGAAGAUAUUGUUUCUCAAUGUAAACAUUGUUGACUCAACAGGUCGAGAACCCUACCUUGGAGAUGUGUUGAUUGAAGGUCAAAAACCUGCCUUGUUAACGAAGUACAAACAAGAUGGCUUACAGCAUAACAGGUCAGACNNCAUCACAUACGUAGGGACUGUACCCAAUGUCGACGAACUCAGCAAAGACCCCAAAGUCCGAGUAUUUCACGGUCGAGGACGCACCUUGAUGACGGGCUUGGGCGAUGCUCAUACGCACUUCACGUGGAAUGGAGGAGAUCUCGACCGCCUGGGCGAGCUGGGUGUCGAAGAGCAUACUCUUCUGACAAUGCGGAGCGCGCAAUGUUUCAUUGACUCAGGAUACACCAUNNGUGUUUUGGUGCAGCUUCGGCAAAGGAUCGACUCGAUGUGGUCAUCAGAGACGCCGUUAACGCCGGCGAUAUCCCAGGACCCAGAUAUCUCGCAAACGGUAAAGAGAUGGCUCGGCGAGAUGGCGAGUUGGUUGCAGGUAUCACUGCCUUUGCGGAUGGGCCUGAGGAGAUGCGCGAGGUCAUUCGCCAUCACGUGGACAUCGGUGUUGAUAACAUCAAGCUCAGCAUGUCCGGCGAGGAAAUUACCGAGAUCCGAUCGGCGCAAGAUUGCUACUUUACAGACGAGGAGACCGCGGCUUGUGUCGAUGAAGCCCAUAAGCAUGGAAAGCGGCUUUGUGCCCACGCUCGAGCUCGAGACUCCGUCAAGAUGUGUGAGUGUNGUUCGUCACGGUGUAGAAGCCAUCUACCAUGCCUCUUACAUUGACGACGAAGGCAUGGACAUGCUCGAGGCCGCAAAGACCAAGCACAUCGUGGCACCGGCGAUUAAUUGGCUGAUUGCGACUCUCAACGAGGCCGAAGCUUUCGGCUACACCCAUGCUCAAGCUGAAAAGGUGGGCUACAAACGCGAGCUAGACGCAGCCAUCAAGGGUCUUAAAGAGAUGCAUCGUCGGGGCAUAGUCGUCCUUCCAGGUGGCGACUAUGGUUUCGCAUGGACGCCGCAUGGAACAUAUGCCCGGGACCUCGAGCAUUUUGUGAAGCUUCUAGACUUCACGCCACACGAAGUCAUCGUCGCCGCUACAGCUGGUGUUGCCAAGUUGAUGAUGCGUAGCAACAACCUUGGAAAGAUUCAGCCAGGGUACCUCGGAGACUGCAUUCUGGUAGAUGGAAAUCCUUUGGACGACAUCACCAUUCUGCAAGACCACUCCAAGCUCAACAUCAUUUGUAUCAACGGCAGGGUUCACAAGGCUGGACGAAAAGAGUACAUCCCUCCUCCAGUCGCAGGACAAGACAAUAACAGUCAUGUCAUUGUGCCAGACAUGGAGUACCCGGACGUGGAGAGGGCAAUGCAGAAGCAGUAUUAG